CUUCAACGAGAACGGUUUCCGCCCCUCCCCCCCCCUCCUACCGCAGCACCGUCGAAGCAUGCCCGGCCGUCCGCUGCUUCUCGAUCUAGGAAGUCCAAGCGGUCCCAUUUGUCGGUCAUGUCUUUAUAGCAUCCGACGGCAUGUCGCCCGGCCUGCGGCCGCCGCUUACAGCUCCCAGGCGUCUCGGAGGUCGAAGCCGCAACCCAGAAUAGCCGACGCCGUCAGCCGUCCCCCGGACCAGAAUGAGCUCAGGCAAUAUCUCCAAAGCAUUCAGGAGCUGCAGGGGUCUUCCUCCAAGGAUGGCGACGUGCAAGACUUUUCGGUCCGCUUUUUCGAGCAAAACGAGACGAGCCGCGCCGAAGUCGACGAGAAGGAUUUCGACUCUUUGCAGAGCGUACUGGACGGCUCAGACUUCAAAGAUGCAAUUCUCGACAUACAGGGCGCCUUGGAGAGCCAGGAAGAUCGUGACAGUUUUCAGACGGUCAUGCGAGAGAUGGGCGGCGACUUUGACAAGGUGGCUUCGGCCGACGAUAUGGAGAAGAUGUUGGCCAAGAUGCAGGCCUACACCGACUCACUCGACGCGGAGAUGGACAAAUUCGGCGCCGAAUUUGACCUGCCAAAGGAGCUAAUCGACACAUUGCGACAAGACGUGUCGGGCCUGGACGAUCUGGAGGACCUGGAGGACCUGGAGGACAUGCCGGACCUAGAGGGCCUUCCGCUUCUCGAUGAGACGGGGCGACGACGCAUCUCCCCUCCGCAAAUUUCCGAAAAGCCGUGGACACCGAAUCAGCGCAAAAAAAUCACGAGGCUCAACUCCAUCCUGGCUCGCGUAUUUAGGGACCUACGCCGCGAACCUGGCCUGACCAAGAAGAGCGUUUCGUCCGUCUACAAAGCGUACCACGCAGCCAGGCUCCCUCUGGCGCGCGGCUGGGGCAACGUACCGGUUGAUGUCUGGGACCUCCUCUGGACAAUAUUUUCGGCGGACGAGUCCAUCAACACGCACAGACUGGCUCAUGUCUCCAUGCUGGCAAGGGAUAUGAGCGCGGCCAAGAUCACACUCAGUCCGUUGCAACAACUGCUGACCAUUGAGGCCGUUUUUGUCGACGGCUGGGAGGCCAAGGCGAUCGAGAACUGGAGGCGAUGCAUGAGCACCCUGGGUGAUGAGAAAUCAGAGACCUUUCAGCAGUUCUGGGAGCUCGGUGUGCGCAUAUACUGCCGCACCGGGGACGUGGAGCAGGCGCAGCGGGCGGCAGGCAAGCUCCUGGAAAAGCGCCUGGACGCGCGCAUACUCAUGCCUCUGAUCCGGACGCUCUCUGAGCAAGGUACCCCGGAGGGCCAGGAGCAAGCCUGGGCGACCUAUCGGCAGAUGAGGGACCUCUUAGGCGGGGGGAUGAAGCUUGCAGACUACGACCAGGUGGUGGCGUAUUUCCUCACCACCAACCAGACCGAAAAUGCUCUGUACGCCUUUGUCGACAUGAUGAGCGAUGGCCAGAUCGACCUGAAGCGGCAAAAAUACAUGCCCUCGGUCGUCGCAAACAAGUUCUUCCUCGGCAAGUGGCUCAAGCGGCUGAUUGGCGCCGGUGACCUGGACGGCGCCUUCAGCGUGGUCGAGUUCAUGCGAUCAAAGGGCGUUGAUGCGGCGCCGAUACACCUCAACGGCUUGAUCGGUGCAUGGCAGAGGUCGGGCGGUGCCGAUGAUCUCGUCAAGGCGGACAAGUUGGCCUGGGAUAUGAUCGAAUCGCGCGUCAGCUUUGUGCGCGCACGAAAAGCUGGGAGCAUCAUCACUCGACCUGGCCCAUCGUCAGGCACAGCACCUUGGCCAAGGGCCACAUUGGAAACGUUUUGUCUCCUGGCUGAAAACUAUCGCCUGCGCGACCUACACACCAAACUCGCGUCACUGUGGGCUGCGUUCCGCGAUGCCGAGAUCAGCCCCGACGCCUUCAUGAUGAACCAGUUGCUCGAGUCGUACAUCCAGGCCGGGCAGCCCAAAGAGGCCAUGGCGCUGUAUCGCUCCCUCGUGACCGAGCGUGGGGUCGCUCCCGACCCCUAUACUUUCAGCGCGCUGUGGAAGACGCUGGCCGUGAACCGUCUUCACGUCGUCGCCCCCGACGCCCUCGAGGAAGAAGUCGCGGCGACACGCGCCCUCUUCAAGGAGACGCUCAACUUCAAGCACGUGUUUCAACCCGACGGCAUCGACGGGCAGCUCGCCCGCAAGAUGCUCCACACCUUCCGCCGGCUCAAGGACAACGCCGGCCUCCUCGUCGCCAUGACCGCCCUCAAGAACGUGUUGGGCUUCCUGCCGCCCGAGACGCUCGCGUUGGAGCUCCUCCUCGGCACCACCAAGCUCGCGUUGGACACGCCCCCGCAGCGAAGGCGCCUCAUGCUCGCGAAGCGCGACCUCGACCGCGCGCUCCUGGCGUGGGCCAACAACGAAGAAGGCAGCGGCGAGGGCGCGGAGCGUCUCGAGGGCCGCCGCGGCGAGGCCCUCUACGAGUACCUCCAGAAGAGGUUCUGGCCUGACGAGGGCGCCUACGAGGACAAGAGGAGGGUCCUCGUCGAGGUGGCCAAGGAGAUGGGCGUGCACAAGCUCUUGGCGGCAAAGACUGGUGGCGGGCGCAAGGCAUAGAUGGCCGCCGUGUAUGUACGAUUUGUGAUAUAGGAUGAUCUAUAGUGACAGGGGACGGAGGCUGCGCACCCCGGCUUGAUGAUGAGGCUAGAGUGCGGGCUUGUACUUGAUAGUAAACUAGACGACCACCAGAGACAGAUACAUCUUGUAUAGUAUCCCCUACUCUCCCGUCUUGAUAUAG
Purpureocillium takamizusanense is the source of this 2807-nucleotide messenger RNA. RefSeq lists its product as uncharacterized. The coding region runs from base 59 to 2626 and encodes 855 amino acids. Lineage: Eukaryota; Fungi; Ascomycota; Sordariomycetes; Hypocreales; Ophiocordycipitaceae. The record is from RefSeq and is a predicted model, not a curated record. The transcript has a single exon. Gene Ontology annotation, molecular function: protein binding.